UCGUCUAGAAAAUAUCGUAAGUUCUAUCACAUGUUUUGGUCGUGCAAGAUCGGAAAAUUGAGUUGCCGUCAGAUUGUUGCCAAAACCAGAAAUGGAGUUCAACAACGUAGACCACACGCUAAAUGCUGAAUCACAGAUGUCAUCAGAUUCAGCACCGCGGCCAAUUGCUAAGAUCCCCAGUGGAAGCAAGACCGUAUCAAGUGGGUUUGACCUCACCAAGCUCGAACAUGAGGGUGGUUACUACAUCCAGGCCCAGCAGUUGCAGGCUGCGAACGCCCGAUCGCACCUCGAACACAUGUGUGCCCUCGACAUCGACUCUGAGCCACACAUGGUCCGGAUGUCCGGGAUCAUAUGUACCAUCGGCCCAGCCUGUAGAGAGGUACAGACCUUACAAAGGAUGAUAAUUGAAGGAAUGAACAUCGCCAGAUUAAACUUCUCCCAUGGCACAUACGAAUAUCAUGAGGGUACCAUCCAGAACAUCCGUAAAGCUGUGUCUGCAUUCAGUGAACCGCGAUCAAUCGCCAUCGCCCUCGACACUAAAGGGCCAGAAAUCCGAACCGGACUUCUUAAAGGGGAUGUGACGGCGGAGCUGAGCCUGAAGACAGGGGAGAAGAUCCGCCUGACCACCGACAAGAAGUACUACGAGCAAUGCACCAAGGAUCACCUGUACGUCGACUACGUCAACAUCACCAAGGUCAUGAAGGUCGGGGGACGCGUCUACAUCGACGACGGGCUCAUCUCCGUCAAGGUCCUCGCAAAAGGCAAUGACUAUCUUGAUUGUGAGAUAGAGAAUGGUGGGGAGCUUGGAAGCAAGAAGGGCUGUAAUUUGCCUGGGGUUCCCGUUGAUUUGCCGGCUGUCUCUGAGAAGGACAAAGAAGAUCUGCAGUUUGGUGUUAAACAGGGCGUGGACAUGGUGUUUGCGUCGUUCAUCCGGAGUGGCGAUGGAAUCAAGGCAAUCCGCGAGGUCCUGGGGACGGAGGGAAAGAACAUCAAGAUAAUCGCCAAGAUUGAAAACCAUGAGGGCGUCCGAAGAUUCAACGAGAUCCUGGCCGAAGCCGAUGGCAUAAUGGUUGCCAGGGGCGACCUUGGCAUUGAGAUUCCUCCAGAGAAGGUGUUCCUUGCACAGAAGAUGAUGAUCGGGCGAUGCAACCGAGCGGGCAAACCAGUCAUAUGUGCCACACAGAUGUUGGAGAGCAUGGUAAAGAAGCCACGGCCGACACGUGCAGAGAGUAGUGACGUGGCCAACGCAGUGCUGGACGGCGCUGACUGCGUCAUGUUGUCGGGGGAGACCGCCAAGGGAAUCUACCCACUGGAAUCUGUGAAGAUGAUGCAUCACAUCUGCCGAGAAGCCGAGUCUGCUGUUUUCCACAGUCAGCUGUUUGAGGAACUGCGGCGUGAGACUCCGUCAAACACGGACGCCACCCACACCAUCGCCAUCGCGGCCGUCGAGGCGUCGUUCUCGUGCAUGGCCUCGGCGAUCAUCGUCAUCACAACAACUGGAAGAUCGGCACAUCUAGUGUCCGCAUACCGACCACGCUGCCCGAUUCUGGCCAUCACUCGGAAUCCCCAGACGGCUCGCCAGUGUCAUUUACACCGAGGCAUUUUCCCCAUCCAUUACGUAGAGUCCCGUAUGAAUGAAUGGACCGCCGACGUAGACCGGCGAAUCUGGCGUGCGAUCGGCUUCAGCAUCGACCGCGGUUUCGUGCGCGCCGGCGAACCGGUGAUCGUGCUGACAGGGUGGAAACCGGGGGCAGGCUCGACCAAUACCAUGCGCAUCAUCACCGCGGCCGACAUGAAGGACAAGGAGUUACUUCCCCCUAUCGUCGUGAACAGUGUCCCGAGCUUCGCCAAGAUCCAGUCGGCCGAUUCGCUCCCCUCGACAGAAAGCGACGUCUCGGUGACGGUCCAGGAUGAAGGGGAGCCGGGUGUAAAGUUCUUCUAGGUGUAGGUUUUACACAGUUAACAGCAGGGUUAAUUAUAUAGGGCGUCUUACACAGGCUUUUCAUUUAGUGAUGUCAGAUUUUUUAAAGUUUGAAACAGGGUGUUAACUUGUCAUUUGGUUACAGAAAACAUUCAAUAGCCAGGACUAAUACUCACAGGGUUAUAAGGGAUUUUUUCACAGCUUCAUUAAUGAUGUCUUUUUUUUAAAAGUUACACGCUUUUUGAACAGGUGCGAAAUAGAGCUUUAUAUUUACUCGCCAGUUGGCUGGUGAAGAAUUGUUUUUCUUCACUAGCCAGAGCUUUUACUCACCAGCCAACAUAUCCUAUACAUGUACAUGACUGAAGUGCUAAAGUUUAUGCUUAUAGUACAUGUGUAUCUGACUGAUUUGCUGCCUCCUCUCUAUGAAGUUUUGAGCCCUGCUGAACUCCAUGACGUGUGUAAUUAUAAGACUGAUGAACACGCCUGUAGAUGAUGGAGGCAACAGACGCCAACUAAAAUCGCUCUGUUGACACCUAGUGAACAUGCCGUGAUUACGUACCCUAUAUUUUCUAUUUGUCGGUAUUAUAUUUGAAGUUAAUAUACUGUAACAAAUUUUGUUUUAUUGGUAACAUAUGUUAGCAGUCGAUAAAAAUGAGAUCAGCAUUUCAGUGUUUCGAUAUGUUACAUGCGUGAUACAUUUGACACCCUAAAAUAUAUGAUGUGUGUUUUUCUUUGUGGUACCCAAUAUAACUGCGCUUUUUUUAUCAAUUCUGUUUUCUGAUGUAUUUGCCGGUAUUGUAUUUGACUGUAAUAUAGCGUUACAGAUUUAGUUUUAUUGGUAACGUAUGCUAGCAGAGUCGAUAAAAAUGAGAUCAGCAUUUCAGAUAUUACAUGCAUGAUACAUUUGACACCCUAAAAUAUCUGGUGUGUUCUUUCUUUGUGGUAUCCUGCAUAACUGCAUCUUUCUGUUUUUCUUAUGUAUUUGCCGGUAUUGUAUUUGACUGUAAUAUAGCGUUACAGAUUUUGGUUUAUUUGGCAAUGUGUCUGCAGAAUGGAUUAAAAGAAAACAGGGACAUGUACAUACUGUACCGAAUCUACGAAAACCUGUUUCUCUUAAACACAGGUAUUUAAGCCUUGAAAAUAUAAUUAUUAUAGUUACAUGCGUGUGUAAUACGAAAACAGGCUUUGUAAAUUCGGUCCUUAGUGUUUUGAUAUAUAUGUAUAGCAGUGUUACAUUUAACAUGUUAAAUAUAUGACAUGUUCUUUGUAGUAUAGUAUGCAUUUCCCCCCUCCCUACAUGUAUUCCUUGUCUUGUGUUGUCAUUGAAUUUGCUGUUAAAUUGCUGCUUAAUUUAUCUUGUAGUUUGUCUAUAGAAUUUUAUGUGGAAGUUCAAAGUAACAAAGCCACGUGGAAUGUUUGGCAGGGUUUUUUUUGGUGUGUUUUCUGUUUUUCUUUUCUCUUACUGAACAUAAUAAGAAGGUAUUUAGCUGUACUAUCCUGUCUGUGCAUAUAAAAGAUCCCUUGCUGCCAGAGGCGGAUCUAGGGGUGGGGGUGGGUGGCAGUUCCCUCUAAAUUCUGCAACAGUUAUAAUUUUAUUAUAUAUUAAUUUUAA
Messenger RNA from Gigantopelta aegis, 3533 nucleotides. RefSeq names its product pyruvate kinase PKM-like. Lineage: Eukaryota; Metazoa; Mollusca; Gastropoda; Neomphalida; Peltospiridae. Gene Ontology annotation, molecular function: magnesium ion binding; potassium ion binding; pyruvate kinase activity. Gene Ontology annotation, biological process: glycolytic process. Gene Ontology annotation, cellular component: cytoplasm. The record is from RefSeq and is a predicted model, not a curated record.